Messenger RNA from Durusdinium trenchii, 2213 nucleotides. The record is from the annotation of a GenBank genome assembly. Lineage: Eukaryota; Dinophyceae; Suessiales; Symbiodiniaceae.
ACCUGACUUUUAAGUACCGUGCCAAAGUUGCCGGCAAAUUGACUCUGGACAUGUCGAUCGACAAGACACCUCUCGUAUCAGGUUCAGAUUGGGAGCGGGAACUGUCAGUAGAGGCAGAGGCAGAAGAGGUGCAAGUGAUUUGUGUGGGUCUGAUGCGAACUGGGCUGCAAUCCCUUCAUCGUGCAUUUUCGAUCCUGGGAUACCGGAACAUCUAUGACCAAGAACAGAUCUCGCACACCUACGAGCUCUGGGAUGAUGUAUUACAGAAUCGGGGGGCGACCGCUGCCUUCCAGACCAUGUUUGGCAAGUCUUCUGUCAUCAUGGGAAUGCCAACCUUUUGCUUUUGGGAAGAUAUUCUGAAUCUGUAUCCGGAUGCCAAAGUGAUCCUGACAGUUCGUGACGAGGAUGCAUGGUGGCGGUCGGUCAGCAAGGCCAAAUUGGCCAUGGACCACGACGUGCCGGGUGCACCGUUGCGAUAUGGUACCAUUCGACGUCAGCUGGAAAAGUGGCUGGUGCCUUCGUACCACAAGUUCUGUGAAGUCUUGCGAUUCGCCUGGGCGACCACACUUGGAGCCACCGGGCUCCAGAUCGAUAUGCUCAACGAAUCCACGACGAGACACAGCUACCGGCAACACAAUUCCUAUGUGAAGUCCCUGCUGCAGGGCAAAGUGGACAAGGGUGGUAAGCCGCAGCUUCUGGUCUUCGAUGUGCGAGAGGGCUGGGAGCCUUUGUGUGCCUUCCUUGACAAGCCAGUUCCUGACAGGAGCUUUCCUAAGCAGGAAGAGUUGACGAGUCUGUAUUUCCCGGACGGCCAGCAGCGGCCGGAGUGGCUGGAUCGGGUGACGGGCUUUGAUGAGCUCUUUGCACCAGACACUGCAUUUGGCACCCGAAUGCGACAAGAGCUCCUUCGGGGCCUGAUGCUGGGGGCCGCUGUGCUGACCGUGCUGGUCGUCAUCGUGCUCACCGCGGUGGUCUUGCUGACGGACCUUCCGGUGACGGUGAUCGUACUCAUUUACCUGGCAUUGGUCAUUGUCGGCUGGGAUGCCUACGUCGUGAUGCACACUCUUGUGCUAAGAGUGCCACUUUUGAUGGUCGUGCCACUGGCGCUACAAUCGCUGCUAAUUGCAGCUGCAUUGCAUGCCUGCUUCAUUUCGUAUGGCGUUUUCAAGGAAAAGCUUGUGACACAAGAUAAAGUUGCAAGUGCUGUCUUGGUGCUGUCAUCACGUGCAAUGUCUGUGAUUUGCGGAAGCCUGGCUUUGUUGGUGACCCAGAAGAGCUUGCGCCUUGGGGCCCCCAUUUGGUCCUACAGUUACUUCGCUUUCACCAACGAGCUCUCGACCUUUGCGGGCUAUGAGAUGCUAAAGUAUGUCUCUUUUCCCGUGCAGGUAAUGGCCAAAUCGGUGAAGAUGCUUCCGAACAUGAUGAUGGGCCGAAUUGUGAAUGGAACAAGAUAUUCACUCUUUCAAUAUGGCCAAGCCAUAGCUGCCUUGAUUUGCGUGGCGAUCAUGCACUUUUCCGACGAGGCAGAUACUCAUGGAGGAAAAGGCAGUGAGGAUCAAGCCAUGAGCGAGAACUGGAAGCUGUUUAUGGGCAUCAUGAUGCUUGGCAUCUUCUUUAUUGGUGAUAGCUUUACCUCACAGUGGCAGACGAACUUGUACACGAAGUAUCCCAAUCUGACUCAAUUGCAGAUGAUGGUGGGUGGCAACUUCCUGGGUAUGGUCUUUACUUCAAGCAACCUAUACUACAGCUGGCCGAAGAUCCGUGCUUCCAUUUCUUUGGCCUCGGAAAACCCCGAAGUCUUACAACGCAUCAUUGCCCUGGGUGUGGUGUCAGCUCUUGGCCAGUUCUGCAUCUAUUCUGCCAUCCGUGUUCUUGGCUCUUUAUCCUUUACUUGGAUCAUGACUGCGCGUCAACUCUUGUCCGUACUCAUCUCCUUGAUCUUUUUCGGUCACAGCUUCAGCUUAUUGAAGCUCCUUUGCAUUCUGACGGUCUUUGCCAUCAUGAGCUGGAAGCAGUUGUCCAAGAUUCCCGAAAAGCUCAAGGCCCGGCGGAAGCGAUCCAAAGCCGACUGAGACGAUCGGACCGAGCGGGACGAUGGCGAUGGCCAGCUGUUUCUCGAAAACGGUUCCAGUGAUCCGUCGUAUUUCGCUCGGAGAGCUGGUUAGCUCAACUGGUAGCUGCCCAACUGCGAAAAACCGCGAGGAUGUUGCAAA